AUGCUCAGAUGGCGUUCUGAGGCGACUGAGGCGACUAUGCGUCGAUCCGGGCGACCACGGUUGCGACUGCGACUCCCGCUCGUCACCCUUUUCCUCCUUGUCCUCCUACCCCUCUCCCUAGGGCAGGACCAAGCCGGGAAUACCGGAACCGAGACGUCGACGUCGACAUCGAGCACGUCGUCCGCCUCGGUCUCGUCCUCCACCGUCCGAACCUCCCCGACCUUCCUCUCCCGCUCCUCUUCUAGCGGAACCUCCACUGCAACAACCACCAGGUCGGCGUACGAAGUCGCGCCGACCGUGCUCCUCGCCGACGAGGGCGUGACAUACAACUUUACGCUGAACCGAACAGCACCGGCGUUCCUUGCGCACUUUGCGAACAACGUGACGGACCGCGCGCUCGGUGUCAUCCUCAAUAUCGGGCAGCUGGCACCUAACGGCUCGGAGCCGCUCCCAAAAGUCAUCGUCACGACCGAGGACAAUUACCUCCCUCACGACGGGCGGCGGUCGCGCACCUCUGGCGGCAGCGCGCGUACGGGAUACAACAUUGGCGAGGGGAACAGCUGGCAGAUUGUGUGGGAUAACGGCUUUGGGAACUGGACGCACGGGGUCGACCGGAACUGGAACGUUGCGAACCACAGUGCGGUCGCACCACGCCUCCUCAUCGGGCGCGGGAUCAACGACGAUGUCAUCCUCGACCCCACACUCAUCGGCGCAGGGAACGUGACCGUCUACCUGGGAUACACUGUGCUGGACACACCACCGGGUGGAUACUUUGACUACACCAAAGUCGGGGGCAUCGAUGCGACACACCCGUACUUUGGCGAUUCGAGUGCGACCGAGGCCCUCGUCUUUUCUCCCCUCCGUCUAGCGGACAAACCUCCCCAACCCAAGUACCCAAACUAUACGCUGCCGGGGCCCGAGCUGUCUCUUCCCGACUUCAAGGCGAUCCUGAACGGGAGCGAGGCGGCGAACAACAAUACGUUCCUCUUCGGCGGGCGUGCACAGUCCGUGACCUUUGUCGUGCUCCCGACGUCAUCGACACCGUCCGAGUUGAGCAAUAGCGCUGCCGCGAUCAGAGCGGAAGUCGCGCUCCUCCCACCCGCGGACACGCCGACAGUGAACAGCAACGGAAGCAUGUGGACAACGGUGGGCGGCACCGCCGGGUUCCGAGACUACGUGGUUUUCGGCAACCUCAAGCCCAGCACCAACUACACGGUAUGGGCGGUCGGCGCGGACGGCAUCACAAUGUCGCAGCCCGCGUGGUUCACGACUAAGCAGGCGACCUUCCGCUGCCCGCUCCUCCUCCCGACGACCAUGUGCCCUGGCGUGGGAUAUGCCUCGCCGCUCUCCGAUAGCCCGAGUACGCUCUCGGCCAUUCCGCAAGAGUACGCCGACUUCAUCGCCGCUAGCCUGCAAGCGUUCGAGGUCUCGGUGCUCACAGGUGCCUGCGGGCGCGACCGGUACUCGUUUGUGUCGGACUGCGCCGACUGUUACGCGGCCUACCGCGAGUGGUUGUGCCGUCUCGUACUGCCCCAAUGCGCUGGCGACGACGUGGCGUUUGUCGAUGUCGAUCCCAGCGGCCCGCAAUCCCCAUACCGCCUCGACCGGACACUCGAGUCUCCGCGCAACACCAAUAUCUCGAGCAGCACGGGAACCCCAACAUACCCUAUCGACUAUUUCGAGCUCAUGCCGUGCAUCAAUACAUGCACGCGUGUCUCGCAGCUCUGUCCCUCCUCACUGCAAUGGAACUGUCCCCGGCGCCACUUCAACGCUAAUGAGAGCUACGCCUUCGUAACAGGCAACAACGCCCUGGGUGACGGGUCAGCGAACACUGGCUGGCCAGCAACAGAUGUAUAUGGCAACAGGUGGUGCAACGGUCUCCUCUAA
Molecule: messenger RNA, 1887 nt
Organism: Cutaneotrichosporon cavernicola
Lineage: Eukaryota; Fungi; Basidiomycota; Tremellomycetes; Trichosporonales; Trichosporonaceae
Gene: MID1
Exons: 1
Coding region: 1-1887 (628 amino acids)
Biological process (GO): calcium ion import across plasma membrane
Molecular function (GO): calcium channel activity
Source: RefSeq, a predicted model, not a curated record